CUAAGAUUGAUCUACAAAAUGCUUGUGAAGAUAAUUGAGAUUCACAUCAGUAACAAAGGUUCUGAUUUAUUUACACAACUCUCACUUUAUAUGAGUAAGAGUCACAACAAGUAUCCUGAGGAGAACCAACUCUUAGAGUCGCCGCUUAUUCCACAUGAACUCGUUGCAGAGAUCCUCUCAUGCCUUCCGGUGAAAUCCCUCAUACGUUUCAAAUGUGUAUGCAAGUCAUGGAACUCUCUCAUAUGUGCCCCCCACUUUGUGAAACUACACCUUCGUCGACACUCCACUCCAAACGCCAACCCCAAUGUGCUAUUUAUAUGGAGCACCAUGGAAGCACACUAUGGAAAGAGAAACAUCUUGUUUUUCCCCGUGAAAUCGUUGCUCGAAGCCCCUUCAACCAUCACAGAAGAGCCAUACUUCCUUGGCAAGUUGAAAAGUAGAUACAGGAUCAUAGGUUCCUGCAACGGCUUGGUCUGCUUGCUCGGAUGUCGUCGUUUCAAAUUCACAAGCAAGCAUGAAUGCCACUGGUUCAGUUUCUGGAAUCCGGCUAUGAGAAAAAAGUCUCAAAAGUCGCCUAAGGUGCCAAUACAAGGAAGUAAUGACCAGCUUGAUGCUAGCAGUUAUGGGUUUGGCUAUGAUCAUAUAAGUGACACUUACAAGGUGGUGUCAGUCUCAAAUGAUAUUGAGAGAAACCAUGUGAGGGUUUACAACAUGGGUGAUGAUAAUUGGAGAGACAUUGGAUCUUUCCCAACCUUUGUGCCCAUUACAGGGAGAACAAAUGGAGCUCACUUGAAUGGGACUCUAAAUUGGUUAAUAUGUGAGAAACCCAAGGUUGAUCAGAAUGGCAUUGUUAUGUUUGGCGUUGUUAUGUCUGAGUUGGACUCAUAUGUGAUUCUUUCAUUUAAUUUGAAUAAUGAGGGGUUUGUGAAAUUUUCUUUACAGGGUAUGCCUAGUGUGUUUUUCCAGGCAUUUGAUUAUCCAGAACUUGGGGUUUUAGGUGGUUCUCUAUGUGUUUCUUAUCAUUACAUGGGAACCCAUUUUGUGGUAUGGCAGAUGAAGAAGUUCGGAGAUGAAGAGUCUUGGAUUAAAUUGUUGAACAUUUGUUAUGAAGAUCUUCAACCUCUUGGCUUGCAACCACAAUUGACCCCAUUGCUUCCUAUUCCUCCUAAGUGGUUUCCUCCUACAUGCAUGUUGGACAAUGGUGAUUUUCUGAUGUUGGGUCAAAGAUUCAUCUAUAACCAAAGAGAUAAUAGAUUUCAACUUCUUGAAAUUCCCGGCUACUUCUUUUUAGACAGUCCCCAUAUGUAUUAUGAAAGUUUGGUUUCACCCUGCUUCAAUUAG
Molecule: messenger RNA, 1341 nt
Organism: Lotus japonicus
Lineage: Eukaryota; Viridiplantae; Streptophyta; Magnoliopsida; Fabales; Fabaceae
Product: F-box/kelch-repeat protein At3g23880-like
Exons: 1
Coding region: 19-1341 (440 amino acids)
Molecular function (GO): protein binding
Source: RefSeq, a predicted model, not a curated record